GGAUCAUCCUAUGCUCCCUCAGAGUCACACGGCGGAUCAGUGAGUGCAGGCAGGCGACCACAACUCCAGCGCGCGGAUCUGGGGAGGGGGUAGCAAAAGCAUUUCGGGUGAUUAGCCGCAUCAGCUAUGAACAUCCACAACGUUAAGUAGAAGUAGGAGCUGUCACACCAUAAACGCGUCGAGGAUGAACGGGACCGCUGUGGCCACGGGAUCGGCUUCCUGCCGUUUCGCCCACUAUUUUGCUGUGUGUGGAGUGGACACGGAGACGGGCCUGGAACCGGACGAUGGAGCAGGCGAGGGCUUUGAGCAGAGCCCCAUCCGACGGUCCUUCAAGUCAAAGGUUCUGGUGCACUACCCUGAAAGCACAGACAAGAACCCCUUCAAUAAAGAUGCUGUCAACAUGCUCUGUAUGCCGAGGGGUCUUUCCUUCCGCACGCAGGCAGACAGGCUCGACACUCAGUUUCACUCGUUUACGAUGUCUUUUGACGACGGUACUCGCUCCUACGGCUUUGUUCACACCUUCUACGAAGAGGUGACCAGUGCUCAGAUCGUCACUGCAAUGCAGACUCUCUACCAGAUGCACCAUGUGGAGCACCAUUCAGCUUCAUCCUCUUCCUCGCCCUCUUCCUCGUCUUCAUCUGCCUCCUCGCCCUCAACCUCCAGCAUGGACUCGCUAAUGAGCAGCUUGGAUGAGUCAGACGCGGAGUCUCUGGCGGGGGUUUCCGCCUGCGUCGGCUGUGCAGGCUCCUUCGAUCCGGCACGGGACACUCUGUAUGUGUCCAAAGCCCUCUGCCUCCUCACGCCUCUCCCUUUCCUUCAGGCUGCUCGACAGUUUCUGUCUCAGUUGCAUCAGGCUGUGGUGUCACACACAGCCCCACCCCUCCCUCUGGAGAGCUAUAUCCAUAACAUCCUGUACGAGGUGCCCCUGCCUCCUCCUGGCAGGUCGCUGAGGUUCCACGGGGUGCAGGGACCCAUCGUGUGCCAGAGGCCAGGGCCGGGCGAGCUUCCGCUGGGGGAGUAUCCUCUUGGGGAAGCAUUCUCCCUGCUGGGUGUGGACAAUAUGGUGCAACUACUUACCUGUGUGCUUCUGGAGACGCAAGUUCUGCUUUGCUCUCAUGACUACCAGCAUUUGAUGACUGUGGCAGAGGGCAUCACCACAUUGCUGUUCCCAUUCCAGUGGCAACACAUCUACCUGCCCAUUGUCUCUGCACCGCUGCACCACCUCCUGGAUGCCCCUGUGCCAUUCCUGAUUGGUAUCCAGCGCAGAAACGGAGCUCAGCGAUCCUCCCUCCACCUGCCACAUGAGGCCAAUAUGUGCUUUGUGGACAUUGACAGCCAAUGUGUCGAGACCCCCGAGGACCUUCCUGUGUUUCCAGACCAGACUGAGCUAAUCCAGGAGUUGAGUGAGGUACUGCUGCGUUUUGGGCUCCCUCCACAGGGCGGUGUGAAUCCUAAGCCUGCCACCACCUCUCCCCGCCUGAGCAGUCUGGUGCUGGAGGAUCUGAUGGAGGACAGAAGGAACGGGAACCUUGGAGGCGAGGAGCUGGCGGUGCUGGAGAGGCUGCAGGCUCUGGCGCGGAGAUGCGGAGGAGGAAAAAUGUCAGGUGGAGAGAAGAUGCUGGGACACGUGUUUGAGGAGGAGGAGGAAGAGCUGAAGGCUGCAAAGCUGAACAUUCAGCUGAGGGAGGUGUUUGCUGGACGCUUUGCCGCCAUGUUUGGCAGGUACGAGGAGUUUGUCAUCCACAGCUCUCUUGAUUUGGACUCGUGGUUGAGCAACCGAGAGGGGACAUUCAGCUUUGACAAGGGUUCCUUCCUCUCCGUUCAGCCUGCGAACCACUUGCGCUUCUUGUCCCGGUUCCUGGAGACAUCCAUGUUUUCAUCCUUUGUGGAUGGAAAGGUGAUAUCUCGCUGGGCUGAUAGAGAGCCACUGCAGCAGCUGUUUGACAGCCGUCUAGAGAGAGAACGACUGUAUGACACGGACGAAGAGGACUCCCGUAACAGUCGCUAUAGGAAAUGCACCACACUCUUUGAGUCAGCUCAGGCCAUUGAGCGCAGACUGCUGAAGGCUGACCACACAGCCAUACACCCCCACCUGCUGGACAUGAGGAUUGGCCAGGGCCGUCACCAUCCGGGCUACUUCCCUAAACUGCAGGCUGAUGUGCUUGUACAGGGACAAAACAACAAGUGGUCCAGUCGUGGUACAGCAUCACGCAGGACCGACCCCAAGAGAUCAACGGCGACUGAACACCCAGGAGUGGACAAUGAACAGAGACAGAAGCACACAUUUGCGAGGAAAAACCUCCGCCAGUCUAAACUACUUGACCCGUCGCCUCAAGCUGUCGCUGAGACUCACCGAGAGUUUGUUGACGGGCUGCUGAGUGAGUGUCGUCUGAAGACGAAACGGAUGUUGAUGGAGAGGAUGGGGAAGGAAAGUGUGGAACUGGGUCAGGGAGAAGCCAACAUCACAGGCCUGCAGGAAAACACACUCAUCCACGGUCUAUGUGACCUACUGGAGAGGACCUGGGGCCAUGGUCUGCAGCUGAAACAGGGGAAGUCUGCUCUUUGGUCCCAUCUGCUUCACUACCAGGCGGCCCAGGGGAAGAUGGAGACACCAGCUGAGUCUCCAGGGUCAGACCAGAAAACGUUUGAUGAUGGCACUCUGCUUCUGAGAGGAUCAUUAAUGCAGGAUAUGAGGUUUAUCCAGGUCAUGAGUGAGGGUCUGUCUGAGGUGGGUCAGGCCCGGGCCUGGAUCCACCUGGCUCUGGAGAAGAAAAUGCUAUCCCAGCACCUUAAAGAGUUGCUUACAAACCAGGAGCUGCUCAGGCAGCUGUAUAAACCUCAUGCUUUCCUGCUCUGCGAGGAAGAAAGGGAGCAGUUUUUGUUCCACCUGCUCUCUCUCAACACUGUGGACUACCUCUGCUUCACACGCGUCUUCACCUCCAUCAGUAUUUCAUACCGUGUUGUGAUAAUACCCAUGAAGAAGCUGAGCAUUGCGAUGGCAACAGUUAACCCAUGGGUGUGUGUGUCAGGAGAACUGGGUGAUUCUGGAGUGAGACAGAUCCCGAAGAAUGCACAAGAGAUUUUUUUCCAGUGCAAGAACCUGGGCAGGCUGAGCACUCUGCAGCUGGGACAGGAGAACUCUGGCUUGCUGGCCAAGUGUCUGAUUGACUGUGUGGUGGUGUAUAAUGAGAUCACUGGACACACCUACAAGUUCCCAUGUGGCCGAUGGCUGGGGAAAGGCGUGGGUGAUGGCAGCUUGGAAAGAGUUCUCAUUGGUCAGCUGGUGUCACCUGGUGGAGAGGAGGAUGCUGGAAGGUGGACAGGGACGCCUCCGGAGCUGGCCUCUCCUUCUCAGAGUAUGCGGACAGUGCUGGGAUCGCUUGGCAGCCGAAGCAGAUUGCUGUCUGUUGAAGUACAAGAGGACAUGAGGGAGGCAGCAAAUAACCUUGUUAAACACUUCCACAAACCCGAACAAGAGAGGGGAAACUUGACGGUCUUGUUAUGUGGUGAAGGAGGUCUGGUGCUUUCCUUGGAGAAGUUCCUCCUGCAUGGCUUCAAAUCCAACCGUCUUUUCCAGAGGAACGUGUUUGUUUGGGACUUUGUAGAGAAGGCAGUGGUUUCCAUGGAGACAGCUGAUCAGAUGGGUGACCUGCAUGGAUCAACAGUGACAAAGGGUCCAUCUUUUGACUCACUGUGCCACUACGUCAACGCAAUUAAUGCCUCGCCACGAAACAUCGGGAAAGAGGGCAAGUUCCAGCUGUUCGUCUGCCUGGGAAUCAGGGACCGGCUUCUCGCUCAGUGGCUUCCCCUGCUGGCAGAGUGUCCCCUGACAGUGCGAACAUAUGAGGAAGGCGCUCUCUUACGGGACCGUGCUGCUGUACACUCCCUCUACCGUAUCUUGCACACACUCACUGAGUUUACCAUCACCCUGGAGACUGCACUGGUAAAGGGAGUUGACCUCUGACCCCUGGCAGAUAAGCACAGAGUCCAGCCCCUGCUCUGUAUCCUACUGCAGGAAUGCUGAUGAUGAGUUCAAAAAUUCAUCUUUCCAUCUGCAGGAAAAGGAAGUACAUUCAGACACUUGAGAAAAUGUGACUUUAUCCUAAAAAAGGGACAGUGGACGAGAUGAAGUCACUGGCAAUUCGAGCUCCAAACAUACUGCCUUGUUCAUUGAUGUAAAUGUCUUAUAUAUUGUAUUUGCUUCAGGAAAUAGUCAGAUUUUUCCUAUGCUUGUUUACACUGUGAAAUUCUGUUUCCUCAAGGAAAAAUAGUCAUUCAAAUCUCACCACCACAGUAGAUAUUUCCAUAGCUCAUAUCAUUUACUGUACCUGACCCUAGGACAACUCUAACUCUCCUUCAACUGCUGUAUUGCUUGCACUUGAAUUUUAAACUAAGCACAUGCAUGGCCAAAAUCCGUUUGUUUUACCUUUUAGUGUGUUGUGAUCUGAAAUAUCAGGACUCAGGCCUCAUUAUAUAUUAUAUAUAUUUUUUCUUGACUUCAUUCAUUUGGACAUCUUAGUAAAUAUACUCUAGAAAGAUGCUGUUCCCACUCUAUAAUAUGUUACAAAAUGUUAUGUUAUUAUGCUCUUGUUAUAUUUUGUAACAUCUUGCCUGUUUUCCAUUGUUUAUUUCAGUUUGGGGGGUCACAUGCUGCAGAGUUGUGCUCAUGAAAUUCUCAGUUGGUGAAAUACUGAAACCAAACUACUGUCCUAAUUGUGUCAGUUCAAAUAGUCUUUGUCAGAAAGCUUCCCCCCCUCUCUCAUUGUAAAUAUUCUGCUUCAUUAGAUCUUUGAUAGAAUUGUGCCCAUUUGUUAUUAUGGUGUAAUGGCUUGUGUGGCAUAUUUUUUCUGUAUAAAGGCAUCUUGUUUGUGUCUGUGUAUAACAAUAGAUUCCACUACUGACACACUUUACUGAUUAUGUGCGUAAAAGCCAUGCUUGCUGUUUGUUUCUAAACUGUUCAUUUGUCUCCAGACAAUGAAUAGAGCACAGGUCCUUAAACGCUAGGUAUUAUGUUGAUGUCGGAUUUAAUUUAACAAUUGAAGAAUAAUGAAAAUGUUGUCUUGUGCACUGUCCUGCAAGCACUAUGUAACCCACAAUGACCAAACCUAUGUUAUCAUUUAAAUACAGAUUAGAGAAAGCAAUAAAGAAUUCCUAUUUAUGAAAUGUGUUGUCAAAGAUUAAAGUUAAUAUUGACAUAACUGA
Messenger RNA from Micropterus salmoides (largemouth bass), 5202 nucleotides. Its product is annotated as DENN domain-containing protein 5B-like. The transcript is spliced from 21 exons. The record is from RefSeq and is a predicted model, not a curated record. Bases 185 to 3964 code for a protein of 1259 amino acids. Gene Ontology annotation, molecular function: guanyl-nucleotide exchange factor activity; small GTPase binding. Lineage: Eukaryota; Metazoa; Chordata; Actinopteri; Centrarchiformes; Centrarchidae.